UCCUUUUUUUGUUUUUUUGAGUUCAAAUGGAAGGAAUGCAAGUGUUUCCCAUAUCUGUUAUUCUCUGACCCUGUCUGUGUUGUAGUUAUUGGCUUGGAAGAUUAAGGAGUCUUAGAAGAAAGUGAUUGGCUGUAGAAUAAAGAGCAACUUAGUAGUGUUCAUCUCUGUAAAGCCCAGUGACCUCAAUCAGACAUGUACUCAGAGGCUUGGGACACUCAGGAGACAGUACUAAAAACAAGGACAGUCCUCCUGUAUCAUUAUGGAAAGAGUCUACCUGGAGAAGAAGCAGCAUGGUCCUGAUGAAGAAGCAGUUGUGGAUCUUGGAAAAACCAGUUCAACAAUUAAUACCAAAUUUGAAAAGGAAGAACUAGAAAGCCAUCGAGCUGUGUAUAUUGGGGUACAUGUCCCAUUUAGUAAGGAAAGUCGCCGACGUCAUAGACAUCGUGGGCAUAAGCAUCACCAUCGAAGAAGAAAAGACAAAGAAUCAGAUAAGGAAGAUGGCCGUGAAUCUCCUUCUUAUGACACACCUUCCCAGCGUGUCCAGUUUAUCCUUGGUACUGAGGAUGAUGAUGAAGAACACAUUCCCCAUGAUCUCUUCACUGAAAUGGAUGAACUUUGUUACAGGGAUGGGGAAGAAUAUGAAUGGAAAGAAACUGCAAGGUGGUUAAAAUUUGAAGAGGAUGUUGAAGAUGGUGGGGACCGAUGGAGCAAGCCAUAUGUGGCCACCUUGUCUUUACACAGCCUGUUUGAACUGAGGAGUUGUAUCCUAAAUGGAACAGUUAUGCUGGAUAUGAGAGCAAGCACACUGGAUGAAAUAGCAGAUAUGGUGUUGGACAACAUGAUUGCUUCUGGCCAGCUGGAUGACUCGAUAAGAGAGAAUGUCAGAGAGGCCCUUUUGAAGAGACAUCAUCAUCAAAAUGAGAAAAAGUUCACGAGCAGGAUUCCUCUUGUGCGCUCUUUUGCAGAUAUAGGCAAGAAACAUUCUGAUCCUCACUUGCUUGAACGGAAUGGGGAAGGCCUUUCAGCCUCCCGCCACUCUUUACGAACAGGUCUGUCUGCUUCAAAUCUUUCACUGAGAGGAGAAUCACCUUUGUCCCUUCUCAGUCAUCUUCUUCCUUCUUCAAGAGCUGGGACCCCGGCAGCCUCAAGGUGUACAACCCCUGUACCCACCCCUCAAAACAGUCCACCUUCCAGUCCUAAAAUCAGUCGACUGGAUUCCAGAAGUUCUCAGCAGAGUCAGCUGCAGGUCCCAGAACUUUUGAUUUCCUCUGCCAGUGAUGAUAUCCCCACAGUAGUAAUUCAUCCACCUGAGGAAGAAUUAGAAGCACUGGAAUGCCAGGAGCAGAAGGAGGAGGAAAAUAUUGACAUAAGCCCAGGCAUUUUGGCAUCUCCACAGUCAGCACCUGGAAACUUGGACAGUAGCAAAAGUGGAGAAGCUAAAGGUAAUGGAACUGGAGGAAGCCGAGAAAAUAGUACUGUUGACUUCAGCAAGGUUGACAUGAACUUCAUGAGGAAAAUUCCCACAGGAGCUGAAGCAUCAAAUGUUUUGGUGGGAGAAGUAGAUUUUUUGGAAAGGCCUAUCAUUGCAUUUGUGAGGCUGUCACCAGCUGUCCUUCUUUCAGGCCUAACUGAAGUUCCUGUUCCCACCAGGUUUUUAUUCCUUUUACUGGGCCCUGCUGGCAAGGCACCACAGUACCAUGAAAUUGGGAGAUCAAUAGCCACCCUUAUGACCGAUGAGAUUUUCCAUGAUGUUGCAUAUAAAGCAAAAGAUAGAAAUGACCUCCUUUCUGGAAUUGAUGAAUUUUUAGACCAAGUAACUGUUCUUCCUCCAGGAGAGUGGGACCCCUCUAUACGCAUUGAGCCACCAAAGAGUGUGCCUUCCCAGGAAAAGAGGAAGAUACCUAUAUUUCCAAAUGGAUCUACUCCGACAUCAGGUGAGGUGCACAAAGAGGAGGGACAUCAUGCAGGACCUGAACUGCAGAGGACUGGAAGGCUUUUUGGUGGUUUGAUACUUGACAUCAAAAGGAAAGCACCUUUUUUCUUGAGUGACUUCAAGGAUGCAUUAAGCCUGCAGUGCCUGGCCUCGAUUCUUUUCCUAUACUGUGCCUGUAUGUCUCCUGUAAUCACUUUUGGAGGGCUCCUUGGAGAAGCUACAGAAGGCAGAAUAAGUGCAAUAGAGUCUCUCUUUGGAGCAUCUUUAACUGGGAUCGCCUAUUCGCUGUUUUCUGGGCAGCCACUUACAAUCUUAGGAAGUACAGGACCAGUUCUUGUAUUUGAAAAAAUAUUAUUUAAAUUUUGCAAAGAUUACAAUCUUUCCUAUCUGUCAUUACGGACCAGCAUCGGUCUCUGGACUUCCUUCUUGUGCAUUGUCUUGGUAGCUACAGAUGCAAGCAGCCUUGUGUGUUACAUCACUCGGUUUACCGAGGAGGCCUUUGCAGCCCUCAUUUGCAUCAUAUUUAUCUAUGAAGCAUUGGAAAAGCUCUUUCAUUUAGGAGAAGCCUAUGCUUUCAACAUGCACAAUGACCUAGACAAGCUGACAUCCUAUUCAUGCGUGUGUGCUGAGCCUCCAAAUCCUAGCAAUGAAACACUCCGGAAAUGGAUGGAGAUGAAUCACUCAGCACAAACAAUUCCAUGGGGCAAUCUGACUGUUUCUAAAUGUAAAACAUUUCAUGGUGUCUUCCUGGGGUCAGCCUGUGGGCUUCAUGGGCCAUAUAUUCCCGAUGUGCUCUUUUGGUGUGUCAUCUUAUUCUUUACAACGUUCUUCCUCUCGUCAUUCCUGAAGCAGUUUAAGACCAAGCGCUAUUUUCCUACCAAGGUCCGAUCAACGAUCAGUGAUUUUGCUGUAUUUCUCACCAUAGUCACUAUGGUUGCUGUGGACUACCUUGUAGGUGUUCCUUCUCCAAAACUUCAUGUUCCUGAAAAAUUUGAGCCUACUCACAAAGACAGAGGUUGGAUCAUAUGCCCACUAGGUGAUAAUCCAUGGUGGACAUUAUUAAUAGCUGCUGUUCCAGCCCUGCUUUGUACUAUUCUCAUUUUCAUGGAUCAGCAAAUCACAGCAGUCAUCAUCAAUCGAAAGGAACAUAAAUUGAAGAAAGGAGCUGGAUAUCAUCUUGAUUUGCUCAUGGUUGGUGUUAUGUUGGGAGUUUGCUCAGUUAUGGGUCUACCAUGGUUUGUGGCUGCAACGGUAUUAUCCAUAAGUCAUGUAAACAGCUUAAAAGUUGAAUCUGAAUGUUCUGCUCCAGGAGAACAACCUAAGUUUUUGGGGAUUCGGGAGCAGCGAGUUACAGGCUUACUAAUUUUUGUUCUGAUGGGCCUCUCUGUGUUCAUGACUUCUGUAUUAAAGUUUAUUCCAAUGCCAGUUCUCUACGGUGUCUUUCUUUAUAUGGGAGUUUCUUCACUAAAAGGCAUUCAGUUUUUUGAUCGUAUCAAAUUAUUUGGAAUGCCUGCUAAACACCAGCCAGACCUGAUAUAUCUGCGUUAUGUCCCGCUUUGGAAGGUCCACAUCUUCACAGUGAUUCAGCUCACCUGUUUGGUUCUUUUGUGGGUGAUAAAAGCCUCAGCUGCUGCAGUUGUUUUUCCCAUGAUGGUUCUUGCCUUGGUAUUUAUACGCAAACUAAUGGACUUAUGUUUUACAAAACGAGAACUGAGCUGGCUUGAUGAUCUCAUGCCGGAAAGUAAAAAAAAGAAAGAAGAUGACAAACAAAAGAAGGAAAAGGAGGAGGCUGAACGGCUGCUUCACGCUGAUGACAGUGACACCGUGCACCUUCCGUUUGAAAGAGGGAGCCUCCUGCAGAUUCCAGUGAAGGCCCUCAAGUACAGUGUUGAUCCAUCAGUUGUUAACAUAUCAGAUGAAAUGGCCAAAACCGCCCAGUGGAGAGCCCUUGCCAUGAGCACCGAGAGCGCCAAAGCAUCCAGGCCGAGCAUGAGCUCUUUACAGCUCAUCUUUCCCUCUUCACCUUUCCUCUCAUCCUCCUGUCAACAUCUUGACCCUGCUGGGAAAAGUCCUAGCCCAGAAAAACCAGUGAGUGUGAAAAUAAAUCUUGAAGAUGAACCUACAAGGAAAUAUGUGGAUGCUGAAACUUCAUUAUAGAACUAAACCAAGAAGAAUUAUGUGUGUGUUGUGUGUUUGUAUAGACUAUUAUUGGCUGCCAUACCACCAAAGUGUGACUCCCCUGGUUUUGAACGUGUUUGACUUGUAUGUUAUGAGGAUGGUAGAAACUGUAUAUAUAAUGAGGUGGGUCUCUUGUGAGCAAGGUACAUAGUUGAAUAUUUAUUCUGUUAGAAAAAUUAUUUUUCAGUUUUGAAAUAGGAAGAUGUGGGAAAAGCCUAAGUGUGUUUUUCCCCCCUUAAAAAUCUGUAUGUGUACCAAAAGUUAAUCAAUCUUAGUUUAUAUUUGUCCAUAUAUUUAUUAUUGAGAGAUCUCUGUGAAUUUUAAUCUGAGUUGAAUUUUAACCUGAGUUAUUUAAAAAUUUCACCUUUUCUCCAAUUAUUGUUUUGAGUUUCAUGGAAAAAAAGUGAAGCUUUUUUGUUGGUUUUUAUGAAACAAAUGGUAGCAUGCCUGUUAUAUGACAAGUAGCUUCUUGGUUUUCCUCUGGUUUUGUGGAGUUCUUUAUACAGUUGGCCAUGUCACUAUUUCCCAGAGAUGGAUUUUUAGCCAUAUAGGUUAAUGUGAAAUAUUUAUUAGAAAUUUUGUAUUUAUGACUGUCACUUUUUUAAGCUAUAAAAAACAAUAAGAAAAAAUCCAUCCUCUGUUUUCCAAUGUAAUACUUAUGUAGAAAUAUAGGUGAUUUUAAAAUACACUUUUACCCCCAUACCAGUCUUAGCCACUCUGUCUACUUAUAAUGAUCAUUUUUAGACACUCUAAAACAGCUGUUUUGAGUAGUUUGAAACAUAUUUGGCUUUGUUGCAGUCUUUAUUUUUUUCAUGAAUCCUUGUGAUUAUAGUAGAGCAUCAUAUGCCUGUUAGCCAUUCUCUUCCUUGUAUGUCUAUAUAAUUUACUGAAAAAAUACGGAAAGCAUGUGUAAAGGACAUGUUCUCUUAACUCAUAAAGCCUCUUUUGGUCUCAUUUUCUUAGAAUGUUUUAGCUUAGUAUCAGGUUCAGUUCUUGAUUAUUUUUCAUUUAAAAAAAGAAGUGUGAUUAAAUAAUCAGGAGUCAGAAUUCUGGAAUGGGUUUAUGAUCAGUAUUACUUUCUGGGCUCUUAAGAAUUACCUUGGAUUUUCUGUUUACAUUUCCAUUCUUUCCACUGUACAGAAUAUAUUUAAUACAAUGCUAACCUUGGAUUUGUUUCUAAAAUUUUUAUUUAUUUUGAUUGGUGUAAAAAUUAAGUUCUGUACAAAAAAUUUAAGGUAAUGCAUAUACAGUAGAGUAAAUGUGUUAAUGUAAAUAGUUGGGGCUCUUACAUGUAUGAUUAAUUCCCUGAAAGAAUACAUUUGACAAAUUUGAUAAAUUUGAUAUUAAACACUGCCAUAUUAGUGUUUUUCAAGGAAAUUAAACAUUUUAUGUAAAGCUCAGACUAUUGAUGACAAGCCUAUUUUAUGAUUUGGAUUACUAUUUUUUUCCUUUGUCUUUUUCUUUUAAGUUCCUUUUUAUCUAAGCUAGUCAAUUUUCUUGGCCAUCUUUUAUAUUCUCUUUGUUUAGAGUUAACUCCUAACCUGAAAUGAAUAAAUAUUGUUGUUACUAAACCUGUAGGACUGGAUGAAUGGGGUUGCGCAAUUGAUUUGGCAAGAAGAUCAUUCACAAAAAUCAAAUAUGUAUUGAACUAUCUAAACUGAUGGCUGUGACACAAAGAUGACGCUUGAUGUGAUAGUCUGAUAUUUCUUUGCAAGGAAGGAGGAAGAGCAAGUAGGACUCAAAGCACAUUACCAGUAAUGCUGUAUGAAUUGGGACCCACAGUGAUCCUUGGAACCAAGAGUAAAAGGGUGUUUCAGACUAUCUCAGGCUUAUUGGUUGACUUAUAGUUAAUGCCCGAACAAAAAUGCUUUUUUUGUGCUGUCUGUUUUUAAGCUAAAUAUAGCAAAAUCACAAGAAGGAGAAUUUCCACUUCAAAUAAAAGUUUAGAAACCUACCUUCUUUUUUCUUUUGAAAACCAGAUUGCCAGCAUUAGCUCAUGCCUUUUUUGGCCCUCCUGAAGAAGGGAAGAGUGCUUGUUACUCUACCAGCAGAUUUUCAGAACCGUAUCCAUGGUGCUUGUAAUUUCCUGUGCUUCCAUUGAAAUAGUUCCUCUCUAUUUUCAACUGUAUAAUCAUUUACAGAGACUCAAGUAUUUGCUAUUUUUGUUAAACUUUUUAAACAUCUUGUAUUGGGUGCUAAGAUUUCCUCAUGGCCUUCUGAACUUGGAUACAGGACAUCAGAGGGUUCAUAAUCCAGGACAUUUUACAGGAGGUGUUUUUUUAAAUUUAAAGAGAAAAGUACCCUGGGAUUAUAGUGUUUUAGUGAUUUUGUUCAAUUAUGUAAAGUAAUUACUUUGUGCCAGAAAAACCAUGAAAACACUUGACAUUUAACAUAAGUUUUCUAUCUUCUUCAGAGCUGAUAUUUUCUGCUUCUUCUAAACUACUUUGACAUGUAAUAUGACCUGAUAUGAAUACUCCAUAAGAGACCAAUGGUAACCCAUGUUUAAAUAAUUUACUCAUUCCUUUAUUUUAAAUGUUGUUUCCUCCACUGUUUUAAAAAGAAUAAUCAUGGAUAACAUGCAUUCUAGGACAGUGAAGAACAUGAUUUCCUUUGUGUAGAAAAAAUGUGGCCUUAAUGGGUGUAAACGAGUAGUAGUAAUUACUAUGCACUGAUUUACCUCAGGGUACAAACAGUUAAGCCAAUCCAGAGUCCAUGUGGAAAAUAAAUGAAAAGAAGUAAUCCAGCACUUUCUUGAUGCCAUUGGUUGCCAGGGGAUGGAGCUUUGCGCUACUGAAUAUACCUGGCUGCUAGAGCCACCUCAGGACAUUCCUCUCACUUCCCUUUCUUGUUUAUUUAUGGAUGUGUUGAAUAUGAUGAGACCCGAUUUUGAACAACUGAGGUUUUAACUCUUCUGGAUGGUAUUUCUUUCAUUGACCGUCUGAACUUACAAUAAAAGAACAAUUCUGUAUUUUAUUAGCUGUGCUGAAGUCAAUCAGACAUUUUUCCCCUUUGGUUUUUUUGGGGGGUGUGCAAGAUAGUUCUGAUCUUUUAAACUAUUGGGGGUUUUAGGGGCUUGUUUUUGUUUUGUAUAUUUUUAAGGGAAAAAUAGCAGAGACACUCAAAAUGUUCAUACUUGCCAAGUCUUUGCAAAAUGGCAGACUUAAUUUAAAUACGUUAAUAAUGCAGGUAUUUUAAGAAUAUUUCUGUACCAGUCAAAAAUAGCAACCAAUUCAAUUAGCAAAACAUUUCUUCUGUGUUUCAUAUCAAGCUCAAGAACACAUUUACAUGUGUAUACAAUAAUUUUCACCCUUUAUUGAGUCAGAUUUAGUUAUGUUAAACAUCUAUCUGAAUUGAGGGUGUAGUAUGAGAGUUUGCUACUAUAAAGGAUUAUAUUCUGCACAUAAAUUCUUAUAAAUGUGCAAAUUACAUGGUGAAUAGUUUUUAAAUGCACAGAUUUCUUCACAUGUUUAGGCCAUUAAUACCAGAAUGAUUCUAAUUUUCUUUUUAUGUUAAUUUAACAUUUUAAAUUACUCAUGUAUGCUGUACAAAUGUGAAAAAUCUUUUGUUUUAUACCAACCAUAAUUUAUUUUCUAGAAAGUACAUUUGGACUUGGAGUCUGAAGUAGUGUUCUAAAUGCAAAAAUUGCCUAGUGAUAUUUUAAUAUAAUGUGCUUUUUAUUUGAUAAACUUUAAAAUAAGUGUCAAUUAUAGGAAGACCAUUAGUUUGAAUGGAAUAAAGAUUCUUUUUAUUAAAUUAGUACAUGCUGAUUUGGAGUAAUGAGUUAAACACCUAAUUGUUCCUCCCCCCUUUUUUCUUUUAAUCAAACUUAUUAAAAUAGUGAUUCACUUAUUUGUAACAGUUUUUUCUUUUGUAUAUGUUUUGUGUGUGUGUGUUUGUGUGUGUGUGUGUGUGUGUGUCUUCUAAUGUGCAGCACAUUAAAGUAUGGGAAUUGAAUCUUAGUAUUCAUUUAUAUACUAUUUGGUAAUUUGUGUAAUUACACAGUACAGUUCCAAUUUUUUAUGACUUUUAUAAUUACAGUAGCAUUUUUUCUUUUGUAAUAAAAUCCAGUGCAAGGUAAACCUUUACUCUAAAUGUAGAACUGAUAUUUUUUUUUUGUUUGUAUGAAGUACAUGUCUCUCCAACAUGUCUAUAAUGUGAAAGAUCCUGCCUUUCAAAUUUGUUUUAUAAUUAUUAGAAAAAAACCUAUUUUUUGAAAUGUUAUUGAAUUUGACAAAAGCAAUAAAAGUCUACUGAAAUGUUUUA
Monodelphis domestica (gray short-tailed opossum) is the source of this 8374-nucleotide messenger RNA. RefSeq names its product solute carrier family 4 member 7 (gene SLC4A7). Gene Ontology annotation, cellular component: apical plasma membrane; plasma membrane; basolateral plasma membrane. The record is from RefSeq and is a predicted model, not a curated record. Gene Ontology annotation, molecular function: solute:inorganic anion antiporter activity; monoatomic anion transmembrane transporter activity; sodium:bicarbonate symporter activity. NCBI's taxonomy places the organism in Eukaryota, Metazoa, Chordata, Mammalia, Didelphimorphia, Didelphidae. Gene Ontology annotation, biological process: regulation of intracellular pH; auditory receptor cell development; monoatomic anion transport.